Messenger RNA from Sclerotinia sclerotiorum 1980 UF-70, 192 nucleotides. RefSeq lists its product as hypothetical. The coding region runs from base 1 to 192 and encodes 63 amino acids. Lineage: Eukaryota; Fungi; Ascomycota; Leotiomycetes; Helotiales; Sclerotiniaceae. The transcript has a single exon. The record is from RefSeq and is a predicted model, not a curated record.
AUGGCAACUACCCAGAUCCGCGAAGCUACACAACACCUUGUUAGGAGAAAGAACUGGGCAGCUCGUGAGCCUGGUGUCAUUGUUGUCUUCUGUGUGGUCUUCAUUGUUGCAGUUGGACUUAUCGGCCUUCAGCUGUCUCGAUGGAUCACUCGACGUAGAGAAAACCAAGCCGCAAAGCGUUCUACUGUCUGA